AUGCCAGACCCUUCUUUCAAAUCCGAAGAGUCAAGAUUUUCAACUCAUCCGAGCAUAGACCUUCUUAGUUCUGGCAAAAGAGCAGAAUCAAAACCCAAAGAAUCAAAACCCAUAAGCCAUGUGAUGAGAGAGAACAUAAUGCCUAGUUCCACAGUGACAAGGACUUAUGUGUUGCCACAACCACCAGUGGUGGAGGAUGCUAAGGAGAACGUGGCCGUGGGCGGUGGUGAUCGGAUUGUUGGGUUUUCAUGUCCAAGAAAGGCUAAUAUGUCGAGUACUGUGGCGAGAAAGCUCUCAAUGGGAAGCUCAGUAGUGCCACAGACAGAGCCAAGAGAGAUUGGAGGGACUAACAAGGAGAAUGUGCAAGAAUUGGAUACUAUUUCAGAGAAACCGGGUGUUGGUAAUAGAAUUCUUGUUUUUUUGUGA
Messenger RNA from Ilex paraguariensis (yerba mate), 426 nucleotides. The record is from the annotation of a GenBank genome assembly. NCBI's taxonomy places the organism in Eukaryota, Viridiplantae, Streptophyta, Magnoliopsida, Aquifoliales, Aquifoliaceae.